Messenger RNA from Prorocentrum cordatum, 3863 nucleotides. NCBI's taxonomy places the organism in Eukaryota, Dinophyceae, Prorocentrales, Prorocentraceae. The record is from the annotation of a GenBank genome assembly.
AUGCGACUGGCGAGUCUCAUGCUUUCUCUCGGUCGGCUGCGGCUGUGGCUCGGGCGCGUCGGCUCCAGCUAUGGAGAGGCGCGCUCCGCUGUCGGCGCCGCCGGCGCCAAGCGUAAAGACUACCAGCAGUUCUUGGCCUCGGGCGCCAGGCGCCCGAAAACGCCAGUCCCAGACGACCGCGGCAUCGGCGAGCGCACGUGGAAAAAGGACAUGCGAAACUGGCGGUUUCAGAUCCGUUUCGCGCUGGGCGCGCAGCAGCGCCCGGACGCCGUCAGCACCGGGGCGCCGCCCGAGAUUUUUCGCCUCGGCGCCCCUGGGGCCGAGGAGAGCUGGGUCAGCAGGAAAACCAACCGCGAUGAAGUCGUUCAGGCAAUUAAGUGGCAUAGCGACUACCAGCGCCUCCUGCUCUCAAACACCAGCAUCACGCAUGUUCGUGCUGCCUCCACGCGCCCCGACCGCCAGAACGGCGUGUACCCGCCUGGCGGCGACCCGGAGUUCAUGGGAAAACGGCAAGAGGUCUCGUUGAUGGAGGUCAUGUGUGAGGCCGAGGACGUCGGCCUGCUGGCGGACUGCGACCUCGGCUGCGACGGCGGGGCCGCGAAGCGCCGCGCGUGGCCGGAGGAUUGCCCUGGCCUGCUCGCAGAAGGCUGGCCCAGCGGAGAGGACGUGCGCGAGGCUGCGGCGGGGGCGCAGAAGCUGGGGCCGUCCGCGGGCGGGCCGGGGCGACAGGACCCUUGCGCGAGGAUCAAUGCGGUAGAGGACGUGCUCGUCUUCCGCUCGCCCGCGAUGGUCUAUUGCCCCGAGGCUGCGGGAGCGUUCCCGAGCCUGGCCGGCGACGGGGCCAGAGGCUGUGGCCCCGAAAGCCUAGCAGCGGGCGGCGAGAUCACGGACCCGAGCGGCUCUUCGAACUUCGAGUUCAUGGCCGCCGCGAGGUGCCGUUUAGCAUUCUUCGGGGCGACAAUGAGGCUCUGCCCGUGCACCCGGAGCUCGACGUCAACCCACGACACCACUCCCCCGGAUCCGUCCGACCGGCACGCCACAGACAGCUGCUCAGCGAACGUCCCCUUCACGACCUCUAUUGCGCACAGACAGCACCAGCCGCAGCUGGCCGCGAUGAUGUCGUCCACGUAUCUGCGCCAACAGAUGCAUUGCUUCGCGGACCAGGGAUGGAAAGAGAAACCAGCGGCCGCGUGGGCGAAUCCGGGCUGGAAGUACACCCGCUCCUGGCGCGCGCCCGCGGCGGUGGGAGUUGAUAAGCGCCCAGCCAUCGCCAAUUGGGCGGGCGAGCGAGUCCCCGCUGCGAUGGCCGAGGCCUUCUCGGAGGUCGACGGCGCGUGGCGCCCCGCUCUGGUCCGCGUCCGCGCCGCCCUCGCCCUGGCGAGCGCAUGCUGCGCGCCGCGCGGCGUCGCGGCGCGGCUGCUGCCCCGGCCCCUGCCGGCCGCUGGGGGGCUGCCGCUGCCGGGGCUGCAGCACGGCAGGAGAUUGUUGCAGGUGGGCCUGGGCGCUGCUGCCGCGGUGCUGCUGGCAUCGAGUCAGAAUGCACGAUGGCUGGGCUGCGAGACUGCACCCGCGCUGGCGUUACAGGCCCCGAGCGAGGAGGCACUAGCGGCCAUGGCAGCACAGGCCUCCGUGGCGCCGCGUAAGCGGCUGCGGCUGCGGUGGGUCCGCGUGCUCUGGCGGUGCGUCGUGCUGAUGCUCCACGCCGUCCCCGUGGCGUGCGCGGCGCCCCUCUGCUGGCUGCUGUGGCGCCACGGGGGCGAGAGCGUCUUCUGGAGCCUCGUUCUCUCCAUGCUGCAGGCAAACGGCCCCAUCGCCGUGAAGUUCGCGCAGUGGGCCGCCACGCGUCCCGACAUCCUGCCAGGGGGCGUGUGCGACCACUUGUCCGAGCUUCAGGCCUCCGUGCGGCCACACCCGCUCAAGGACACUGUGCGGACACUCACCAAGGAGCUUGGCCCCGAGUGGCGCGAGUCGCUGGAGCUGGACCCCGUCCCGGUCGGCUCCGGGUGCAUGGCGCAGGUGUACCGCGGCUGGCUCCGCGCCGAGGGCGGCCUGCGCGUGCGCGAGGUGGCGCUGAAGGUAAGACAUCCCGGAGCGCUGGAGAAGGUCGACCUCGAUUUAGAGGUGAUGUCCACGCUCGUCGGCGCCCUCGAGGGUGCGUGGCCAGCGGUGCGGUACCUCGCGCUCGGGGAGGCGGUUGCGAAUUUCGAGGUUUUCUUGCGCCCACAGGCCGACUUGCGGGUGGAGGCCGCGAACUUGGACGUUUUCCGGAGAAAUUUCUCCUACGCCACUUCAGGCGACGGCUUGCGAGUUCGUUUCCCAGAGGCGGACGGGCCGGCGCUUGGCCAAGUGGAGGUCGUCCGGCCCUUCGUGUCGGAGGGCGUGUUGGUAGAGUCGUUCGAGCACGCCGUGCCGCUUCAGGCGGUGCUGGGGUGCGGUCGCCGCCGGGGCGGCCAAGACCACAGCGAGGCUUGGCAUGGCCUCCCUCUUUCAGAGGUUCGCGAACAAGUCGGUUCAUUGUGCAUGAGCACGUUCAUGAAGAUGCUCUUCUCGGACAACUUCGUCCACGGGGACAUGCACCCUGGCAACAUCCUCUUCCGCUACCCAGACGCAGGGCCAGCGGGACCUGGCAAGCCAGAGAUUGUCUUGAUCGACGCUGGCCUGAGCGUCGGGCUGUCGCGGAAGGACCGGCGCAACUUCGUGGAGCUGUUCCACGCCAUCGCGACGGACGACGGGCGGCGCGCGGCGCAGCUGAUGGUGGAGCGCUCCCCGGGGGACCGCAGCCAGGUCGUUGACGAGGAGGGGUUCGUCGACAGCAUCUCGAGGCUCAUCUCCUCUGCUCGAGGUGGCGGCGUCGCUCUGGGAAAGGUGCGAAUAGGCGACAUAUUCAGCGAGAUGCUCGGGUUGGCGUGCAGUCAUCGGGUGAAACUGGAGACGAACUUUGUCAAGGUUGCUAACAGCAUCAUCGUCUUAGAGGAUGGACUCUAUCUCUCUCUCUCUCUCUCUCCCUCUGUCUUUCUCUCUCUCUCUCUCAUGUGUGAUGGAGGGUGCAUCGGCAUCGGUAUGAGCUCGACCUCUGCAUAUGCCAAUACUGUUAGCUACUCGGUGGCAGACCGUCGAGCUGAACUAAUGAUACGCCCGCGUUUGCUGCGUUACCAGGCCUGGCUGCAUGCUCAGAUGAGGUCCGCCUAGCCAAGCUACCUAUGGGACGAUCCAGAUGCAUUGCUAUCGCGGAGCGAAAAGUUCCUGUAGUGUCGAAUAUGUUGUCGAUUGCGAAUUUCGAAAGCUCAACUGCAGACGUGGACCCAAGUUGCGUUGGGCCCGAUAGUUUUGAAUCAUUUGACAAGGUGGUGCACGUCCCAUUGGAGUUGGAGUAUUUGGCUGUUCCACGCAAAGUAGUGGCUCUGGAACAGUUGGAUCAAUCGUCUGAGUUUGUAUUACAAAAUUAGUGUGGCAGCUCAUGGAUUGACAUGCGAUUCGUUGGUCGCAUGCGUGAUGGUAUCUUAUUUCCUCUUACAGUUGAAAUAGUGUCGCUGAUGAUUGAUCCACAGAGUCACAGGAUCGAAGCGGAGAUGUUCGUAUCAUCCUCCAGCCAGAAAUGGGAAGCUUGCACAUCAGUGAGUCGCAGGGUUCUUAUCUCACCAGGGCGUCGCGGCUUUCAAUAGGCAUCACGUUUGUACGAUGACACACAGAGCCGGCGAGUGUGCCUUUGUGGCGGCUACAAGUGUGGACAAUUUCAGAUUGCUUCUGAUAAGUCCCAUCGCCGUGCCAGCGCAGUACUCCGUGUGGCGACGCUUCAAGCGCCGACAGAAGGGUAUCACAUGUGAAACUUCUUGCCUCCAUGUCGUGAGGGCUUCCCAUGGGGG